This is a messenger RNA of Eruca vesicaria subsp. sativa (arugula), 1766 nucleotides long. The record is from the annotation of a GenBank genome assembly. NCBI's taxonomy places the organism in Eukaryota, Viridiplantae, Streptophyta, Magnoliopsida, Brassicales, Brassicaceae.
AUGUUUCAAUCUUCUGCUAAUUUAUUGUGUAAGCGAAAAUCGGAAGAUGAUUUGGGAACCGAACCGGUUCUGAAGAAACCUAAAGAAAAAUCGUUGCUGUCUGAUGAGAAGACUGCUACCUUGGAGACAGUGAAAGAGACCGAACCUAUUCGGGAACCAAAGAAGACACUCUUUGUUUCUCAUCUCCCUGCCUACACUAACAUAUCAGAUAUACUCUGUUUCUUCCAAAACGUUGGACAAGUAGUUCGUGUUCGUCUUGUUGUAGACAACAGGGGUGUUUUUACGGGCGAUGCCUUCGUUGAGUUUGCUUCUAACGACCAAGCAAACAAGGCACUGAAAGAAAAGAAGUGUGAUAAGUUUCAGAACUGGCGCAAUAUUGUUCUUGAUGUAGCUAAUAAGGAAGCUUCAUUCUUUCCACCCAAGUAUUGCAUAGAUCACAAAGUUUGGUACCUCGAAGACGAAGAAGACUACCUUCAACAAGUAGAAGAAGAUGAAAGCUGCCUUCAACAAGCAGAAGAAGAUGAAGACUACCUUCAACAAGAAAGCCUUCCCAUAGAAGAAGAUGAGAUACCUACCAAUGCUGAGGAAGCUUCUGUACUCUUCAUGGCCAAUCUCUCUCCACAAACAACUAAAAUAUCACAUAUCAUCAAGUUCUUCAAAUAUAUUGGUGGCGUUGUUAGUGUGCGACUUAUCGUAAACCACCAGCAUAAGCAUGUGGGUUAUGCCUUUGUUGAGUUUGUUUCUCCUGAACGAGCUAAUUUGGCGCUGAAAUAUAAGAAUGGUGAAUACUUGCACGAUCAUGAGAUUCUGUUGAUGAAAAGACUUGAGGACACUCCCCAUUUUGCUGAGACAGUUACCACUGUAAGAGAUAAGACGCUCUUUGUUGACUAUCUCUCUAAGCAAACUAAAGUAUCAGAUAUCAUCAAUUUCUUUAAAGAUGUUGGAGAGGUUGUUCAUGUUCGACUUAUGGUAGACCAAAGUACCGGUCUGAUGGGGUCUGGCUAUGUUGAGUUUGCCUCUGCUGCCGAAGCUGAGAAGGUGAUGGAGAAGAAGAACGGUGAAUAUUUAAACAAGCGCCAGGUUUACUUAGCUUUCGCUAAGGAUGCUCCAAAGCCUUCACGAGCCAAGUAUUGCAUAGAUCACAAGGUUUGGUUCGAAGACUAUCUUCAGCGAGAAAGUCUUGUGCUACAAGAAAAUGCAUCAGUGCAAGGACUUGAUGAAACUCCAGACUAUGUUGAGGAAGUUUCAUCGAGUAAGAAGACUAUCUUUGCCGAUUUCUCCCAGAAAAAAAACGUGCUUGUUAACAUACCAAAUAUCAUCAGUUUCUUCAAAGAUGUUGGAGAAGUUGCUAGUGUUAGACUUAUUGUAGACCGCUGGGGCAUAUGUGCGGACUGUUGCUGUGUUGAGUUUGCUACUCUUACCGAAGCAAAGAAGGUUAUGCGAAUUUACAAGCAUGUUAAAGGGAUUUAUGUCAAGAUGCCUGAGAUAGCUCCAUACCCUUUCCGACCCAAGUACAACCUUAACGACCUUGCAGAGAAGCUUUGGUGCGAAGACGAGCUUAGACGAGGAGGCUUUGGUUUGCCGAUCAGAUCAAAGCCGAAGGAAGAGGAGGCAAUCCCCUGCGCCGUUCAAAAGGUUACCUUCUGUGGUCAGAAGAUUACAUUCUCUGACGAACAGUAAUAGAAAGAAGAAAGAUGAAGCUUUGACAGGUUGUAGAUAAACUCCUCUGUUUUGAAUCUUUUGAUCCGGUCAUUACUAUAUAAUCA